This is a messenger RNA of Spizellomyces punctatus DAOM BR117, 3182 nucleotides long. RefSeq lists its product as uncharacterized. The record is from RefSeq and is a predicted model, not a curated record. NCBI's taxonomy places the organism in Eukaryota, Fungi, Chytridiomycota, Chytridiomycetes, Spizellomycetales, Spizellomycetaceae. The transcript is spliced from 4 exons. Gene Ontology annotation, molecular function: heat shock protein binding. Gene Ontology annotation, cellular component: mitochondrion; cytosol. Bases 146 to 3001 code for a protein of 951 amino acids.
UGAAUGUGCUAAGCAAUAACUUGGCACCUUUGUCUCGCCCAAUUCAUUUCACCGAAUUUAUUCAAAACAACUCAAGCAUCUCGCAGCGGGAGGUAAUUAAUUGGACCAUAACGGCAAGCAGGCGUGCAGUCUUGGACCCUCCAACAUGGACGACCUUGGAGACCUUGCGUGGAAGUCGGCGGGGCUCGCCACAAAACCAUCUGCAAGGUCAAACACUCCCCUCAGCCAACUCUCCGCCUCACAAUCCGGCUCAAGCACUCCACAAAACCGAACACCACCUUCCUUCUCUCCAUCCUCGACUCCUCGAAUGGCUGCCGCUACGAGCCCUUUCAUUCCUCCUUCUAGCGGACAAUAUCACAACGGCCUGUCUCCGAGAACUGUGGGUGGAGUCCCAGGCAUGGGAACCAGUGGACUGAAACCUGCUGCACCUUUAAAUAGCCGCUCGGCGUCUCCGGUACCUCCAGCAGGCGUAAGGCCUGACGACGUUUUCGGUAACUUGGUGUCAUUUGGGAGUGGAGCCAAACAGAGUAUGGCAAACGUGUCGUUGGAGCAACAGCGACGUGCUCAAGAACAGCAGAGACAACAGCAAACGGCAGCUGGUGGAGUGUCAAACUUUCAACAACCGCAUCAGCGGUCUUUUACACCACCUGCACCUGGCGGACAAUCAUUGAAGGGACAAAGUACGGCCAAUCCGUCAACAGCAGCCUUUCUUGAUGCUCUUGGGCCAGGACUACCAACAGGAUCCGGCAGGAGUAGUGGAGCAAGUACUCCGAGUGGACACAAAACAUAUGCUGGGGUUCCAACAAAGCAUGAUUUCUCCGACUUGUUCGGAGAUACGUUGAAUAAGCCUUCAUCGCCCACAGCUCUUCCUGCGCAGAAGUCAUCAGGCAUGCCAAGUAUGAACGUGGGGUUGACUAAUGCACAGCCGCACCAACAGCAUAUUGCAAGCAUGAAUCUGCAGAGUGGAAAUGGUACUGGACAAUGGGACCUGGAUUUCCUUGCACGCGGACCUUCUUCUAGUCCUGCGAAUGUUAAUGCAGCUGACGAUCCGUUUGACUUGGCAUAUCUGUCGCAACCCGUAUCUACUGGAACUACAUCCCGAUAUGUCACGGAAGAUGAUAAUCCACUUGGUUUACUGGCCCAGCCCGUGUCUGCCAUGGCAAAGCCUGUGAGUAAACCGGUACCUGUUUCCGAAGCACCAUCGCCGCCCCCAGUGCAAGCACGACCAUUAUCACCUCCAUUAUCAACCCCGUCGAAUGAUAACACCUCACUAGAUUUUGGUAUUGCUCAGAUUAUGGACAUGGGCUUUGAUGAUCAGUCCGCCAAGGCCGCGUUGGAUGCUACGGGAAACAAUGUGUCAGCGGCCAUUGACAUGCUAGUGCAAAAUCGUGAAGCAGAGCAGCAAUUGAAGCGGGGAUCUCCAACUCGGCAGCAGGGAUUACCCUCGCAAAGCGGUGAAGGGCGACCAAAUGCACACCGAGUGGCCAAAUUUCGCGAUGACUAUGAAGACGAAUCGUCCGACUCGGAUUAUCCAGGGUCACGUCGUAAAACCCAGGCAGAUCACGGUCGCGCACCUAGUGCAGGAUCAGACCGGACUGGCUUGACGCAGGAGAAACUUGUGCAGACUGCUACUGCUAUUGGUGCGUCCGUUAUCAGCAAUGCGAAAUCCAUGCUAGCCUUUUCAAAAAAGAAAAUAUCGGAGGCGGUUGAACGAGCCCAGUUAGAAAGAGAGAAUGCUGCAAUUGGGAGGUCAAGGAAGGAAAGCUUUGGACGUGAUGGGGAUGAGAGCGAAUACUACGCAGCGCGAGAAAGGGAAGGUCACCAGCGUUUUAGGGACGAGAGUGACGAGGAGGACGAUCUCCGACGACAUUCUCCCUACCAGCGGGGGGCAGAUGCCCCACUCAGCCGCUUCCGUGAUGAUUCUUCGGAUGAGGAAAAUGUGCCAAAGUCGCGUCCACAACCCGCCAAGUCAGCUUCUCCCGCAACCACCCUCUUUCAGCAACAUCCACAGUCAUCGAGCACUCCUCGAAGACCUUCUACACCCCAGCCCGUGUUUCAAAAUCCACCACCUCGCCAACCAACCCCGCCACCACCAGCAGUUGUGGCAACACAGCAGCAACUUAGUGAAUCGGACAUGCAUAAGACGAAAGGGAAUGAGUUCUUCAAGCAAGGACAAUUUGCAGAUGCCGAGACAUCCUACUCUGCCGCCAUCAAUUGUCUUCCUGCUCGCCAUUUGAACCUAGUCGCCUUGUACAACAAUCGCGCAGCGGCACGCCUGAAAACUGGAAAUUAUAGAGAAGCGGUGGAAGACUGCAACCAAGUGCACGAAUUGGAUAAAAAGGACCUGAAGGCCCUGUUGCGGAGAGCCACUGCUUGGGAAGCGUUGGAAAGGUGGGAAAGUGCCCGCGACGAUUAUCGAAUGGUGAUGGCGAUCGAUUCAAGUGUGAAAGCGGCUAGCCAAGGGCUGGCGAGGGCCAACAAAGCGCUACAACCUCCUGAGGUGGCCGCCAAAUCGACUCCACCCCCAGCAGUUUCUACUGCAUCGAAACCGCAACGAAAUGCUUUGGCAGAUAUGGCUGGUUUCGAAGGUUCAUCAAAACCCAUGGAUCCGUACGUUGCGAAUGCGGUGAAUACAGCCGUCCAAAAACUACGCGAACAAAAUCAGCAAUCCGAAGAUGAGGAAGCUAUGAAGCUCGCUCUUAAGGACCAAAUUGACGAUCAGAUUAAUCGUUGGAGACGCGGUAAAGAGGAUAAUCUCCGAGCGCUUCUCUCAUCCCUCGACUUGGUUCUCUGGCCUGAACUCCAGUGGAAAACAAUCAACCUCUCAGAGUUGAUAACCCCUCAACAGGUCAAAGUGAAGUACAUGAGAGCAGUUGGGAGGGUUCAUCCUGACAAGUUAAGCCAAGAUUCUUCAGUUGAGCAUCGAUUGAUUGCGAAUGCGGUAUUUAGCACGUUGAAUAAAGGGUGGGAUGCGUUUAAAGCGCAGAAUGGGAUAAAUUAGAUGUGAUUGAUUGUGCAAAAUAUUUUUAUUGGACCUCGCCAAAGGAUCAAUGGCCUUUGUGUUUCUUCGAUUCAUUUAUACGGUUCAGUCACAGCGAUGCAAGAAGGUCUGAUAUAAAAGUACAAAUAUUACAUGAAGAACCCAUCACACCACCUGAACACCGUCCCUUCGCAGAAACACA